This is a messenger RNA of Notechis scutatus (mainland tiger snake), 1009 nucleotides long. The record is from RefSeq and is a predicted model, not a curated record. NCBI's taxonomy places the organism in Eukaryota, Metazoa, Chordata, Lepidosauria, Squamata, Elapidae.
CAGGCCAUAUCUAAGCACCCUGUUGCCCGCAUUGGCCCGUGGGCCUUGAGUUUUGGCACCCCUGCUUUAGAAGCUUAAUGACCCACAAUAGUUGCACAUUACAUUUAUUAACACACCAACUUGAUUCUUCCCCAAUCACUUGGGCUAAGCUACCCAAUCUCUGUGAGAAUUGGUCAGGACAAGGUCAUGUUCCUUUUUUCUUACCCUCUGCCUUGUGAGAAAAUCCUCAUCCAAACCGGAACCACAGACGUUGGGUUGAGUGAGUCACAGGUAACAGGAAGCUCGAGGCCAGCUCGCUGUUGCAGAGAGCAAGUAGCCACAUGCAGCUUUGAAUGUGAGACCGCUGAGUAAGAAAUGGCCAGAGAGUAAAGGAUCGGUAACUUCUGCGUCUUAGAAAACCUCUAAACUUUACAAGGCUGGAACUACAGUAACACCAAGCUAUGGGUCAAGUGGAGCUGAUUUGGGGUGCCUUCUCCUUGAUGAUUCUGGGGGCCCUUAUCAGCAUGUGCAUGAAAUGCCAACAGACUGGGAGUAAACAGGAGAAGGCAAAUGUGGACAACCAGAGAACUCAGUGUGAAAACCAACAGGAUUGUGAACGUUCCUAUUUAAGUUCCAUGUCAAAACAGUCACAGAUGAAAGAGACAUACCAUACAUCAGAACAAAGCAAAAGCAGAAAACUCUCCAGCUUUAAUGACUUUGAAACCUGCAACAAGUCCAGAUUUCAAAAUGUAAAAACAGAGAUUCAAACAGAGGACGACUAUACUUAUGUUGAACCCGUCUCUCCACAUCAUUACUACAAUUGGCAAAACGACACAAGACUAUCAAGUGGUAAGUGAUUCCCAUGGAUACCAAAAUGUGAUUGGAACAAUCAAAAGUAAUAGAUUUUUGACAGAUGAAGACAUCUAUGAGAACAACCUAGCAAUUCAGAUAUGGAAGCAGGCACAGAUUUCAGAAAGCAACAGUGUUAAUCGUAAAGAAGAAUCUAUUUACAUCAAUACAUAACAAUAUA